GGCUGCCCGAGUAUGAAAUGAAUAUAGCAUCAGAAUGAAGCCAGCUGCUAAAUUUAUGUCUUGGGAGCGGAGAAACAUCUUCAGUAUUAGACUGCGGAGACACUUGCCGGGUGCCUCUUUUGCUGCCGUCCCGCUUGGGCUGUCUGAUCAUGUCUCACCGCAAGUUUUCGGCUCCCAGGCAUGGCCACCUGGGCUUCCUUCCUCACAAGAGGAGCCGCCGUCACCGCGGGAAGGUGAAGACCUGGCCCAAGGAUGAUCCCAAGAAACCAGUCCACCUGACUGCCUUCCUAGGCUACAAGGCUGGCAUGACUCACAUCCUGCGAGAAAUCCACAGGCCGGGACUAAAGGUCUCCAAGAGGGAGGAGGUAGAAGCCGUCACCAUAAUAGAGACGCCGCCCUUGGUGGUUGUCGGCGUGGUGGCUUACAUCGAGACGCCCAGGGGCCUGAGGAAUUUCAAGACGAUCUUUGCUGAACACAUCAGUGACGAAUGUCGGAGACGUUUCUACAAGAACUGGCACAAGAGCAAGAAGAAGGCAUUCACGAAGUAUUGUAAAAAAUGGCAGGAGGAGGCUGGGAAGAAGCAGCUGGAGAAAGAUUUUGCGGCCAUGAAGAGAUACAGCAAGACCAUCCGGGUCAUGGUCCACACCCAGACGAAGCUCCUGCCGCUGCGUCAAAAGAAGGCCCACCUGAUGGAGAUCCAGCUGAACGGGGGCACCAUUGCCGACAAGGUGGAUUGGGCCCGCGAGAAGCUGGAGAAGCAGAUUGCCGUGCACACGGUCUUCAGCCAGAAUGAGAUGAUCGACAUCAUCGGAGUCUCGAAAGGGCACGGGAUGAAAGGAGUGACAAGCCGUUGGCACGCCAAAAAACUCCCGAGGAAAACCCACAAAGGGCUGCGCAAAGUGGCUUGCAUUGGAGCCUGGCACCCGGCCCGGGUGGGCUACUCCAUUGCCCGGGCUGGCCAGAAGGGCUACCACCACCGCACAGAACUCAACAAGAAGAUUUACCGCAUUGGCCGCGGGGUGCACGUGGAAGACGAUAAAGUCGUGAGGAACAAUGCGUCCACCAAUUACGACAUCACUGAGAAAACCAUCACCCCCCUGGGUGGAUUUCCUCAGUAUGGAGAAGUCAACAAUGAUUUUGUGAUGGUGAAGGGCUGCGUGGUGGGCACCAAGAAGCGAGUGCUCACCCUCAGGAAGUCCCUUUUGGUGCACACAAGCCGGCGGGCCCUGGAGUCCGUGGAGCUGAAAUUCAUCGACACGACGUCCAAGUUUGGCCACGGCCGCUUCCAGACGGCCCAAGAGAAACGUGCUUUCAUGGGCCCGCAAAAGAAGCACCUGUUGAAAGGGAAGCCGGCACCUCAGGAGGAAUUGUAAAACAUCGGUCUUAAGAUGAUGCUUUGGCGUUCAGGUUGUCGCUGCUAGGGGCAGUUCCAAACGUUAAUAUACUGAAACUAACCCA
Messenger RNA from Hemicordylus capensis (graceful crag lizard), 1458 nucleotides. RefSeq names its product ribosomal protein L3 like (gene RPL3L). Gene Ontology annotation, cellular component: ribosome; cytosolic large ribosomal subunit. Gene Ontology annotation, biological process: ribosomal large subunit assembly; translation. The transcript has 10 exons. The record is from RefSeq and is a predicted model, not a curated record. The coding region runs from base 150 to 1373 and encodes 407 amino acids. Gene Ontology annotation, molecular function: structural constituent of ribosome; RNA binding. NCBI's taxonomy places the organism in Eukaryota, Metazoa, Chordata, Lepidosauria, Squamata, Cordylidae.